AUGUCCCAACCAAUCCAUGGCUCCAACGAACCAUUAGGGUCCGAUGUAGAUGGAAUGAACCAUUCAGAUUCGAUGAAUGCAACCGGCAAGAAAGCCGGUGAAAAGAAACGAGUAUCCCGUGCUGGAACUCGCAGUGUAUCGACUUUAAGCCCUGCCCAGCUAGCAAGGAAGAGGGCCAAUGAUCGUGAAGCGCAGCGGAACAUUAGAUUGAGAACCAAGGAGCAUAUUGAGAGAUUGGAGGCCCGUAUUGAAGAGCUUACCUGCGGUCGUGAAUCUGGUGGAGAGCUCGAAGAGGUGCGGAAGCGCAAUGAGGAAUUAGAGCGAGAAGUAAGACAAUUGACUGAAAGUCUGGCACAGUUGAGGGACGAUGAUAGUUCGAGUCCGGAUCGAUCUUCUAUGUUGAAUCUUGGACAAACUGCAAUUAUGCCUGGCUCGUCAGCACGAGAUGUCCGUCCAGCAAUGGCCUCAACUAGGUCUAUUAGCUCCGGAGCAGGGUGGUACCAACCACUACCUCUGAGAAACCCAUCUGGUACUAACAGGCACUCAUUCAGCAUGUCAUUCGGGCCUAUGGAUAUGGCAGCACCAAUAUCCGGGCCAGCUUCCACCAGUGCUUUGGAUGAGACUAAUCGAUUUUCAUAUUUUGAUCCAAUUUCUGCUGUAAAUUUCAAUGAUGUAGGCAACUGGGCUCCGAGAUCUAUUCCAUCAGAUAUCAUUCAAGAUUCUCGCCUAGCUACCCCGCAGCCGCGGUCUCUGGUACCACAAAGUCUUACAUCUCCAGUCAGACAAACAAUACCGCCCUCCUUGCCGCCAUUUCAGUCACUUCAGCCUUGGGCUCUACCCAUACUCAACACAUCGACCCCGACGUGUGGAGUUGACACAUAUUUAAUGAAUAUCAUAAAUGGACAAAAAGAACUCGCGAGACAGGGAGCACCCGAAGCUCAAAUUAUUGGACCUUCUCAACCUAGUAUGAAGGCGCUUAUCUACCCUGAUGACCCAAAUCAGACCCACGUGGUCUCUACAGUCAUUUCGAAUCUUCUUACAAACCUUGCCGUCAAAGGUCUCGCCGAACGUGCAGGCUGCCUCUAUCUAAUGUAUCACAUUUGCCAAUGGCAAAUCUAUCCCUCAUCGUCGACGUAUGGAAAUUUGACCGAUUGGACUUCACCUCGAACAUCCCAGCUCAUCACAGCUCAUCCUUUGUGGGCAGAUUCCAUAUUCUGGGGCAAACUGAAAGAUAGGGUAAUUGAAAAGCAAGAUAUUUAUGCCAACGAAGAUUUUCAGAAUGCAUAUAUACUUUGCAUCAAUGCGAAUUGGCCACGUCCGGAUCUGGAAGCAUUUAGGUUCGAAGGUGACGAUAUAUUUAUUACAGAAGAGUUUGAGAAUCACAUCAAAACUCUGUCAAACUGGAGCUUGGACGAAAGAUUUGCUGCUAGAUAUCCCGAACUAGCACCUUUGGUGAAAAUAUCUGGACUGGGGGAAAUAGGAUUGCAAGGACCCUACGUAUUUUAA
This is a messenger RNA of Botrytis byssoidea, 1506 nucleotides long. RefSeq lists its product as uncharacterized. The coding region runs from base 1 to 1506 and encodes 501 amino acids. NCBI's taxonomy places the organism in Eukaryota, Fungi, Ascomycota, Leotiomycetes, Helotiales, Sclerotiniaceae. The record is from RefSeq and is a predicted model, not a curated record. The transcript has 6 exons.